Molecule: messenger RNA, 676 nt
Organism: Batrachochytrium dendrobatidis JAM81
Lineage: Eukaryota; Fungi; Chytridiomycota; Chytridiomycetes; Rhizophydiales
Product: DNA-directed RNA polymerase core subunit RPO26
Exons: 2
Coding region: 34-480 (148 amino acids)
Biological process (GO): transcription by RNA polymerase I; transcription by RNA polymerase II; tRNA transcription by RNA polymerase III
Cellular component (GO): nucleus; RNA polymerase I complex; RNA polymerase II, core complex
Molecular function (GO): DNA binding
Source: RefSeq, a predicted model, not a curated record
CUUUCAAACUCAUUUCUUUCUAGACGCUCAGAAAUGUCGGAUUAUGGGAGCGAUGGCGGCGGAGGUGAUCCAUAUGAUGAACCUAUAGAAUACGAUGAAGCUGGUGAUGAACCACUUUUGGAAGAUCAGGACGAGUAUGGACAAACCCAUACUGAGCGAAUGGAGGUGCUUCCAAAUGGUCAGGAUGAUCAAGAUGCUCGAGGUGUUAGCGGAACGACUGGUCCAGGACCUAUACCUAAAGAUCAGCGUAUGACAACUCCCUAUAUGACUAAAUAUGAAAAGGCUCGUAUUCUUGGCACCCGUGCAUUACAAAUCAGUAUGAAUGCACCUGUAAUGGUCGAUCUUACUGGUGAAUCAGAUCCGCUACAGAUUGCUAUGAAGGAAUUGCGUGAACGGAAAGUCCCGCUAAUGGUUAGAAGAUUUAUGCCUGAUGGAAGUUGGGAGGAUUGGUCUGUGCAAGAAUUGAUUCCGCCAGAGUAAAGCAAUACUUGUCAAAUCGAUUCGACUUUUUUCAUUUUCUCUCCAUCUAUUUUGAUUGUGGAUGUCAUGAUCCUGUUUGCCAUUGAGCAUCUAUUUAUUUAUUUUAAAAUUGAUAUACUGUCUAAACUGGCAUGAACUAUCUUAGUCGACUUGUCAAGUCUAAAGUAUAGAAUUAUUUGUUUCCAAGCUUAUUAUU